AUGCAGUACCGCAUCGACGAGCUUAAUGAAAAGACAUACACAUACAAUUACACAUUGGUUGGGGGUGAUUCUUUAGUAGAUAAGCUCCAGAAAAUAACUUACGAGAUCAAGUUCCAGCAGUCACCCGAUGGUGGUUCUAUCUCUAAGGUGACCAGCAAAUACUACACAGAUGGUGAUUUUGCACUCGAUGAAGAGGAAAUCAAGGCAGGCAAGGAAAAGGUUUGGGCAAUGUACAAGGUUGUCGAAGCCUAUCUCCUUCAAAAUCCCGAUGCCUAUGCCUAA
Ilex paraguariensis (yerba mate) is the source of this 282-nucleotide messenger RNA. The record is from the annotation of a GenBank genome assembly. NCBI's taxonomy places the organism in Eukaryota, Viridiplantae, Streptophyta, Magnoliopsida, Aquifoliales, Aquifoliaceae.